Messenger RNA from Capra hircus (goat), 2001 nucleotides. It is a transcript of the gene ARSK, whose product is annotated as arylsulfatase family member K. The transcript is spliced from 8 exons. The coding region runs from base 37 to 1659 and encodes 540 amino acids. The record is from RefSeq and is a predicted model, not a curated record. NCBI's taxonomy places the organism in Eukaryota, Metazoa, Chordata, Mammalia, Artiodactyla, Bovidae.
UUCAGCGCCCGGAGGCCAGGCUCCCAGUAAGCAGAGAUGCUGCUGCUGUGGGUGUCGGUGUUUGCAGCCUCGGCGCUGGCAGCACCAGCUCCCGGGGCAGGUGGGCAGAGGCGGGGAGCAGUUCAGGCUUGGCCCGAUGCUCCUAACGUGGUGCUAGUCGUGAGUGAUUCCUUCGAUGGAAGGCUAACAUUUUAUCCAGGAAGUCAGGUAGUGAAACUUCCUUUUAUCAGCUUCAUGAAAGCACAUGGCACUUCCUUUCUAAAUGCCUACACAAACUCUCCAAUCUGCUGUCCAUCGCGUGCAGCCAUGUGGAGUGGGCUCUUCACUCACUUAACAGAAUCUUGGAAUAACUUUAAGGGCUUAGAUCCAAAUUACACGACAUGGAUGGAUGUCAUGGAGAAGCAUGGCUACAGAACACAAAAAUUUGGAAAACUGGACUACACUUCAGGACAUCACUCCAUCAGCAAUCGUGUGGAAGCCUGGACAAGAGAUGUUGCUUUCUUACUCAGACAGGAAGGCAGGCCUAUGGUUAACCUUGCCCCUAAAAAGACUAAAGUAAGAGUGAUGGAAGCGGACUGGAAGAAUACAGGCAGAGCAGUCAACUGGUUAAGAAAGGAGGCAAGUAAUUCCACUCAACCAUUUGUUCUGUACUUGGGAUUAAAUUUACCGCACCCGUAUCCUUCACCAUCUUCAGGAGAAAAUUUUGGAUCUUCAACUUUUCACACAUCUCUUUAUUGGCUUAAAAAGGUGUCGUAUGAUGCCAUCAAAAUCCCAAAGUGGUCACCUCUGUCAGAAAUGCACCCUGUAGAUUAUUACUCUUCAUAUACCAAAAACUGCACUGGGAAGUUUACAGAAAAAGAAAUUAAGAAUAUUAGAGCAUUUUAUUAUGCUAUGUGUGCUGAGACAGAUGCUAUGCUUGGUGAAAUUAUCUUGGCUCUUCGCCAGUUAGGUCUUCUUCAGAAGACUGUCGUCAUAUACACCGCAGACCACGGGGAGCUGGCUAUGGAGCACCGACAGUUCUAUAAGAUGAGUAUGUACGAAGCUAGCUCCCAUGUCCCACUCUUGAUCAUGGGGCCAGGAAUUCAGGCCAACCUACAAGUAUCAAGUGUGGUGUCUCUUGUGGAUAUUUACCCUACUAUGCUUGAUAUUGCUGGAAUUCCUCUGCCUCAGAACCUGAGCGGAUACUCUCUGCUGCCAUCAUCGUCAGAAAUGUUUAAGAAUGAACAAAAAUUAAAAAACCUACACCCACCCUGGAUUCUGAGUGAAUUCCAUGGAUGCAAUGUAAAUGCUUCCACCUACAUGCUUCGAACUAACCAAUGGAAGUAUAUAGCCUACUCUGAUGGUGUUUCAGUAUUACCUCAACUCUUCGAUCUUUCCUCAGAUCCAGAUGAAUUAACAAAUAUUGCUGCAAAGUUUCCAGAAGUUACUUCUUCUUUGGAUCAGAAGCUUCGUUCCAUUAUUAACUACCCUAAGGUUUCUGCUUCUGUCCACCAAUACAAUAAAGAGCAGUUUAUCAAGUGGAAACAAAGUAUAGGGCAAAACUAUUCAAAUGUCAUAGCAAACCUUAGAUGGCACCAGGACUGGCUGAAAAAACCAAAGAAGUAUGAAAAUGCCAUCGAUCAGUGGCUUAAAUCCCACUCUGAUCCAAAAACAAUUUGAACAAAAAAAAGAAAAAAAUGUUUUAGAGCUAUAUAGAAAUAUGUUAUAAAAUCAUGAUUCAUUAUGCAUUUUAAAUGUCAGUUUUAAUAAUUACUGAUUUUAAAUUAAAGAAUGUACUCUUUUAAAACAAGAUACCAAUUAUUAUAGAAUAAUAUAUUUUCAAAAUGAUUACUAUCAAGACCUUAUUCUUACCAACUUCUAACAACUUAAUGGGAGUAUUAAAAGGAUGGAAACAAAUACUAGAACAUAAAGUUGUGUUCCUCUGAAUAUUAUGGAAUAUAGAAGAUUGUAACAAUUAUUAAGAUUAUUACUUAUGAACCAUAAAAUAGUUAUUUUUGAGUA